This is a messenger RNA of Linum trigynum, 2157 nucleotides long. The record is from the annotation of a GenBank genome assembly. NCBI's taxonomy places the organism in Eukaryota, Viridiplantae, Streptophyta, Magnoliopsida, Malpighiales, Linaceae.
GUAACUAAUGGAGUAAUAGAUAUUUCUUCUCUAUGCUAAACGUAAUAGUAUUGCUUCUUCUUACCAUCUUUAAUUCUUCCCCUUAAUUAACCAAAUUCUUAACUAAUAACUAGGCAACUGGCCUAAAAAAAAGUAGGCACCAAAAAACAGGAAGGUAACAGAGCAAUGUAACUGAAUUCUUAUUUGUAGCCCUAAGUUUUUGAAUUUCUAGCCCUAAACUUACAUACAUGGACGAUUUUACCCCUCAUUUAACCUAAACCCUAAUUUCACCCACCCAACCCUUCCCUACCCUUCCCUUACCCUGUUCUCCCCCAAAUCAACAAAACACAACCGCAGCCGUUCCCUAAACUUACCCUACCCGCCGCCGCCCUCGCCAUCAUCUACCACCAAGACCCGCCGCCUUCGCCAUCUACCACCACGCCGUCAACCAGAGCCGCCGCCGAGGAGAAGCCUCCUGCUCAGACCCGCCGUAGACCAGCCGCAACCCGCUGCUUCUGCUCAGACCCGCCGCCCUCGCCAUCUACCACCAAGACCCGCUGUCGCCGAGGAGAAGCCUCCUGCUCAGACCCGCCGUAGACCCGAAGCACUGCCGCAACCCGCUGCUUCUACUCAGACCCGCCGGAGGUAAAUCUCUCUCUCCCUCCCUUCUCUUUUGGUUGAGUCGCGUUCGAUUUGGCCGGGGACGCAGCCAGGGCGUUCGAUUUGGCUGGGGUAGACGCAGGCAGGGCACCCGCGCGGAUCCGGCGGAGGCAGGUAGCCCACCUGCCCCGACCCUGGUCCGACCCGGUCUCCGACCCGCCCUGACCCUGGUCCGACCUGUUUUCCGACCCGCCCUGACCCUGGUCCGACCCAUUUUCUGACCCACCCGACCCGUUUUUUUUUUCAAUUAAAAUGAAAAUGUUAAUGAUUGGAAUGUUCAUUUUAAUUAAUAAUAUAUAAAUGUGAAUGGUAAAUUAUAAUCAGUAUAUGUUAAUCAUGGGCUGCUUCUAGGAUAUGGAGAAUAACCAAUUUUGCUAUCUUCUGGUGCUGGGAGCUUAAAUAUCAUUUUGUCUUUUGUCUCUAGGAGGAAGGUGAAUAUCGCUUAGGCUCAUUGUUUGUUUGGAUAUUAUCCAAUGUCUUAGUUGGCCAUCUCAGUAGCCCGGUGAAAGUAAUCAAAUUUUAUUUUCUUGAUAGCAGGCAAAAAUGAGCGAAAGAAGGGGCAAGGAAAAAUCGAGGGUUCUCGGACGCAACGUUACAGUAUCUGAGCGGAAAAAACGUCAGGAGGAGUCAGAUAGACUUCGUGAGGAGGAGCGUCAGGAGAAGAUUUCGCUUCGUCAAGCUGCAGUGGUUCCUCCCCCUCAUAGCCAUGUUUCCCAGCCGCUACCAGGCAUCAACACAUAUGAUGACAUGGUGGAGGAUGACGAUAGCAGUGAUGAUGAGUGUGAUGUGGAGGGUGAUGAUGAGUUGUCUUUUCAUGAGUUGCUUUUCGACGGUCAUCCUGGAGGUUCGAGUGAUCAUGUGUCUACUGGCUCGACCCAUGGCAGUACUGUUGUUGGAAGAUGCGAUUGGUGUAGCAAUUUGCCCACCUUUCCCUGCAUGGCAACCACUCACCUCUCAAGUAGUCCAUUAACUUGUUUUUUGAACCCCAAUGACUAUUUUGCAACUCUAGCCAACGACGUUGGAACCCUGCCUCAGUAUUAGCUCGCAAGACUCUCUCCCAUAGACUUCCUACAAAUAACUCAGCAGAAUCACGACCAAUCCCCAACUGCAUCAUUUUGGCUUCAAUGUUCUUUUUCAUGUGCCACACACAUAGUAAAUGAGCUGAAGAUGGAAAGAUUUGUUGCAAAGAGACACCCAAUCCUCCCGCCUUGUCUGUGACGAACGCAACCGGGGUUCGAUCACCAAGCACAAUCUUCAAUUGCAUCAAAACCCAAGCAUAUGUCUCCUUCGUCUCAUCUGAAAUCAAUGCGAACCCAAUGUUGAAGUUCUUCUUCACCGGACUAACACCAAUCAACUGAACCAGUGGCUGCUUAUACUUGUUAGUCUUGUACGUCGAGUCUAUCAAAACAACAAAAUACCAUGCCAACAACAUCCGAAUCGACUCAGGAUGGCAUAGGAAGAGUCUAGUAACACGACGUUGAUCAUCAAAUUCACACUCAAUAAAGUAGCCAAGACGUU